Molecule: messenger RNA, 6220 nt
Organism: Anthonomus grandis grandis
Lineage: Eukaryota; Metazoa; Arthropoda; Insecta; Coleoptera; Curculionidae
Product: guanine nucleotide-binding protein G(q) subunit alpha
Exons: 2
Coding region: 246-1316 (356 amino acids)
Biological process (GO): adenylate cyclase-modulating G protein-coupled receptor signaling pathway; phospholipase C-activating dopamine receptor signaling pathway
Cellular component (GO): heterotrimeric G-protein complex
Molecular function (GO): GTPase activity; G-protein beta/gamma-subunit complex binding; guanyl nucleotide binding
Source: RefSeq, a predicted model, not a curated record
CCCCAUCCUGGAGCUAUUAUAUGGGUAAUGAGACUGUUAGUAUCAUGGAAACUGAGUCUAUAAAGUCUGAGAAUAGUUCAAGAUCUAGGCGCUCUAGGAGUCAUAGGGAUAGGAAUAACUUCAGACAACACUCCCAUCGAAGCACAAGAAAAAAGGUCGUCUGGACCGUCCCAAAAGUGCACUACUAAGCAGCGCCUCCCCAACUAGAGAAGAUUUCUUUUGAGGGCGUCGAUUAUCGUUUAACCAUGCAGUGCCCACAGUGUUUUCAAUCCGACGAGGCACGUGAGCAGGAGCGUAUUAAUGCAGAGAUUGAAAAGCAGCUGCGCCGAGACAAAAGGGACGCACGUCGCGAGCUCAAGCUCCUCCUGCUUGGUACUGGUGAGUCCGGGAAGUCCACUUUUAUAAAGCAGAUGCGUAUUAUUCACGGUGCAGGUUAUUCGGACGAUGAUAAACGGUCGUUUAUCAAAUUGGUUUACCAGAACAUAUUUAUGGCUAUGCAAAGCAUGAUAAAGGCCAUGCACAUGCUCAAGAUUCAGUAUGGCGAUCCUGCUAACCGCGAAAAGGCUGAAUUAAUCAAGAGCAUUGACUAUGAGACUGUGACAACUUUUGAGAGUCCUUAUGUCGAGGCCAUUAAAGAUCUUUGGAAUGAUGUCGGUAUUCUUGAAUGCUACGACAGGCGUAGGGAGUAUCAGCUAACUGAUUCGGCAAAAUACUACUUGAGUGAUAUAGAUCGGAUAAAGGCUCCAGACUAUUUGCCUACCGAGCAGGACAUUUUGAGGGCUCGAGCUCCUACCACGGGAAUUAUUGAGUAUCCAUUUGAUUUAGACAGCAUUAUAUUUAGAAUGGUUGACGUCGGGGGCCAGAGAUCAGAGAGGAGAAAGUGGAUUCACUGUUUCGAAAAUGUCACCUCCAUAAUAUUCUUGGUGGCCUUGAGUGAAUACGAUCAGAUCCUUUUCGAAUCUGAAAAUGAGAACCGCAUGGAAGAGUCGAAGGCAUUAUUUAAAACUAUUAUUACGUACCCGUGGUUCCAGCAUUCAUCUGUCAUACUAUUUUUAAAUAAAAAGGAUCUGUUAGAAGAGAAAAUUUUGUAUUCUCAUCUGGUUGACUAUUUUCCCGAAUACGACGGAGCCCAAAGGGAUGCCAUAGCAGCUAGAGAGUUUAUCCUUAGAAUGUUUGUCGAAUUGAAUCCAGAUAGUGAAAAGAUUAUCUACUCGCAUUUUACUUGUGCUACAGACACUGAAAAUAUAAAGUUCGUAUUUGCAGCUGUCAAAGAUACAAUCCUACAGUCGAACUUGCGAGAGUAUAAUCUGGUUUAAGUUACUAUUAAAUAACAGUUGACAGGUGAUUGCUCCGUUAAAUACACGUCCCCCUUCUCCCACCAUUCUGUGGGCUGGCAGAGGAAAAAUGAACUUAUAUUGUGAUGAAUUAAAUAACUGUUUUAUUUUAUGUAAUCAGUGUCAAGUGUGUGCUUCACUUAAUGUGCCAUUUUUAUACAGAUAGAAUAUUAUGAACUUUAGUCUGAUUGUGCGAAAGGCUUGACUAUAAAAUAUUAAUACUGUAUAAAUGUUGGUCCAUAGAGUUGAUAAAUGGAAAACAUUUUUAUUUAUUGUUACUGCUAUGAAAAUACCAUUUUUGAUGAAAUUAGCGCGCAAGUGGAAUAGGUACAAAUUUUUUUUAAAACCCUCAAACUUGAUGGGCUUGCACAAAAAAACGUUUAAUCUUACCUUUACUGCGUGUAUAUAUUAUACAAUAAUUAUCAGUUAAUCAUUUAUUUUUGUAAAGUUUAUUUGCAGUUAAAAGUAGGAACGGUUUUAUAUAAUUUAUCUUUUGAUGUAAUCAUGAAGCACGAGUUUUCUUAUAGUUUUUUGAUACUACGUGUUAUAUAUACUAAAAUAGAUUUCCGCUGUAACUAGGAACUUAAAAGUAAAUUAUAUGGAACUAAACAGUUACCAAAUAGACAACCAGUGCUCUAUGUUGUAAAUGUUAUAAAAAUCUUGAUGAUAAUAAAUAAAAGGGACCGGUAAAAAGUUUGAUAGCAACUGUAUAUGAAAAUGCAAUAUGGGUCAUAUUGGAAGAUGACAUGAUUGAUUUGUGUUAUAUGCUUAUGAGAUGUAUAGCUUUUUGUGCUGUACUUGAUAUUUAGUCCAGGGUAGGUACUGGAAUCACACUUUUUAUGUUUGACAUUGUUUUGGAGUAUUAAUAAUUCUAUCCUUUAUAUCAGUAUUUCUUAAACGUUUAAGGGUAAUUCUCGACAAGUGUUAAGAAAUGUAUCUAUGGUUUUAUGCAAAGUAAGAGAGAAUGUGAGCUUUAUAGUUUUUUUGUAUUUAGUUAAAAAAUAUUGCUAUAAAUCAGUGAAGGCAGUAUUUAUUUUUUGUCAUAAAAAACGGACAAUUUACAAUUACGAGGUUUUAGGUGUCAAAGAGAGUAUAAACACAAUAACCCCUUUCUAAAUUAAAGAAAUAUCAUUGGGUAGCCAAAUAGCUUAUUAGCUUUCUUUAAAAAAGCGAAUAAGAUAAUAAUCAGGGUAGUCAUCCAUUUCAGUUGUCUGUACAAUGCCUAUGUAAUGUUUAAUAUGUUUUAGCGUAUAAAGUUGAACAACAAAAAAGUUAUUUUGCUUAGACUUUAGGCUAACAUCUUUCUGAUUAAAUGAAAAUUCUGAUACAGGCUGCCUCUUAGCAUAUACAUGGAUGUUUCUCAAAUCCAAUUUAAUAUUUUUAGACCAAGUCUUCUUCAUCUGAACUGACAUACACUUCUUUGUACUCUUAACAAUUUCUUAGUGAAUCUAGCAUAAUGUUAGGACAAUCACCAAACUGAACAAUUUUAUUCCACUUGAAAUUAACACGGAAGUGAACAAUCACGAAUGUGAUUUUUUUAAAUGUUUAGUGCAAAAAAUCUGGAAUGCUCUACAGGGUGUCUCAUAAUGGAUUUAAGGUUUUAAAGGAAUAAAAUGAAUACUCAAAUUAUUCUAGAUCAAUAUUAAGAUACUUGCUAGAUAAGUUAAAUAUGCAGAUUUAUUGUUUAAAAAAAAACAUCGUAAUAAAAGUAAAUUAAUUGCUGAUCCGUUUUCUUCGUAAAAGGGUAUCACAUCUGUACGGGUAUGUUACGUAAAGCAUUAGAAAUACUGUCUUUCAGUUGCUGGAUGUUGUUUGGUAAUCAAUAUCGAUGAAUAGCUUCUGGCUAAACAUAAAUAAAUCCAUUAACCUAAAUGUAUUGGGGACUUACGCUAUUAUCAUAGACUCAAGAUUAUUGCAGCAUUAUAGGGAAAAAAAAGGAAGAUAAAAAAGAAUAGGUAAAACAGACGCUACAAAAAAAUGGACAUUAUUAUUGACAAUAACUGCAAACGAGUAUUAGCAAGUAAAUUCAGUUCAGUAAGAUUCUUGUAGUGUCUAGUAGACUUUUUUGACAGCUGAAAAAUAACAGACCUACACUCUUACCAGAUCUUUAAUCAAUUUCUAGUUCUGUCAGUUAUGCCAAAAGUAGUGCAAUUUAUUCUCAUAUUGUUCUAAUAAUCUUUUUAAAGAAUAAUCCAUGCAGACCUCAAAAAAGCUUUUGAUAGCGACCACACACACCCAUCUUUUAGAUAGACUACUGGUAGUCAGAUUGCCCUUCGACGGAUGAGGAAUUUGAGAACACUAAAAAUUAUUGAAAAAUAUUAGUUGUAGGACUCUCCCAGUGGUAUCAAAUGAGUGAAAAGAUCCUACACAUUAUAAAAUAGGUAUAGACGACAUUAUUCAGAUAUCCUUAUAGAAAAAAAACCAAGCCUGGUCAGGCCUGGGAUCCUGGAAAAAACGGAAUAUUUUCAUUAAUGGAAAUAAUCGUGCCAGGAAACAGAUAUUGCGGCAGUAUGUGGCGUGGCACCGUCUUGUUGAUACUAUCCACCGUUGUCGUCAUAGCCAGGGAACUGAAAUAACGAUUGGCGUAUAAUAACGAGGCUGUUCACAGUAACCGUACGACCUGUACCAUCUUCAAACAACUAUGACUCAAUUAUCCCCAAGACGGACAUGGCACAUCAUACGGUCGCUUUUUUGGAGUGUAAUUUUCACUGAUUUUUUUUUAACGGAUUAUUUUGGGCCCAAUAUCGGCAAUUGUGUUUGUCCACAUAUCCUUUAAUAUGGAACUAUGCCUCAUCACUAAAAAUAGUACUUUCGAUACCACCUUCAUUCCAAAAAUUGUUCAUCAUUGUCUCGGCCAAAGCUUUUCAUUUUAAAUGGUCUCCCGGUUUCAGAAAUUGACAAAGUUGAAGCUUAUAGGGGUGAAAGUGUAAUUCCUUCUGCAAUAUUCGUGAACACUAGCGCAUCAAUUGCUAUGAUUGCACAUGUUUAUGAACCGACCGCGUGGAAUGACGAUUUACAGCACGCCGUAUCAAUUUUUUUGAAAGUCGGUUUUAAUAGUCGUGGUAUUCGCAUCGCGGCUUGGGUAGCUCCCUUUUGGCGGGAAAAGGCGUUGAAACCCCGACUGUGGAAAUCGAAUUCCACUAGCCAGUCGGAAAAGUCGUUGCUGCAACCGGAACUAGGUCCUGUAAGCGAAGAUUCCUAUUAUUCCAGAGUUCUUCAGCUCUUGGCGGUCAUAUUUACUUAGUGAAGUUUGUCUGAAAUCUUAAGAAUUUGGAGCUGAAAGAGACCUCAGUAGCAGUAUGCAGAGGAAACUUCAAUACAACUCUGCCCCGAAACAGAAGAGCCUCACAUCACCCUACAUAGCGAGGGCGUGAGGACACAGUAUAAAGAAAUAGAAAGUCUCCUGGAAAGAUCUCCACGUGGCGAUUUGGAAGGGAGCAGACAAAGAAAAGGAGUUUUAAAACAAAAGAAGAGGAAAGGAAAACCGCCAUUGGAGUACAAACGCCAGGGAGGAGAAGAACUUCGUUAGAAUAGCCCUAGUUGUGCAGACCAGACGUCCACGUUAGGCGAACACCACAGAACGGCACGCCGUACACUGUCAAUAUUGGCUGGCGUUCUGGGUUUACCUGCUAGUUAGUGAUUUAUGGUAGAAGCUGUUGCUCGAAAUCUAUUCAUCCAACAGUUCAUUAAUGCUGCCAACGGUAUCUUGAAAUAUGCACAAAAACGUUGGCGUACCAGGGUGUAAGAAACGUUCGACCUAAAGAACAAUUUAAGCAUACACGCCCGUUGCCCUGCUGGCAACGGUAUCAUCGUAACCAAAAUCCGCAUGUAGGCGCUAUCUAUCUAAACCAUCUCGUUAGCGCAGUCCCGACGUCAGAAUAAUUUCAAAUCUUAAAUUUCGUAUGAGACACCCUGUAUAACACUAGUUCAUUCCUUAUUGAAAUAAACUGCAAAAAAGGUCUCUUUUUAAAAAGUAUUAUGGUAUGAACUUACAUUACAACAUUUCAUGAGAAUUACCCUUAUCUAUUAUUUUUUAGAAUUACUGAAAAAUCUAAUAUUUGAAUAUAUCCUGUUAUAUCCUAUUAAAUUUCUUGAUUUUAACACAUCUAAGAGCCAUAUCUUGCCUUUCUUGUAAUUAUUUGCAAGUUAUUUUUAACAAUGGCUGGAAGAAAAACUGUUUUAUUGUCCGUAAAUGAGUAUUAAAUUCUCCAAAACAUUUCUGUCAUUCAUAGCUUCACUUUAUUCCUACCUACCCCGGCCUACUAGCACUAAGUUCUUUAGAGCUUUAAAAAUUAAGUAUUCUUUGUAUUUUUAUUAAGCUCUAAUAAGAUUUUAUAUUCACGUAUUUAUUAUGGUGAAUAUGUUUGUGAAACAAUUUGUUGUGCUGUUUCAGCUAGCGCAAAUGACUGCUUUUAAUUUUGCUAACGUGUCUUCUUCUAAUAAAACACUUGACUCACACAAGUUUCCCGUUUAAUGUUAUUGAACUAUUUACCCCAACCUAUUUUUCAUAAUCAGGUUUUUGUCAGGAAUUUUAUUUUCCAUGGAAUUAACGAUACACGUUCCAAUGGUUUAUGUUUAUGUUGAAUUUAUUACCCAUACUAAUAUUGUUAUAGUAGGAAUAAUAAUUUUUAUAAAUUUUGCAAAAUUUUCUUUUAGAGGUAAAACAUUUGUGUGGGUUGGUUUUUUGAAUGUGACCCAUUUAACUACUUGAAUAACCACAGGCACAAUUCAUAUUUAUCGUAACAUAGAUGAACUAAGGCUUUUUCUAUUCUUCAUAACCCCAAGUCUGUACGUCUUGUAAGUAAUCAUAGAGAAUUCCAAAAAAUCAGAAUUUUAUGAACAUGUAAACGUUUGUACUAAAGACAAUACAUUAUGUCUAAUCUUCA